Messenger RNA from Symbiodinium necroappetens, 2241 nucleotides. The record is from the annotation of a GenBank genome assembly. NCBI's taxonomy places the organism in Eukaryota, Dinophyceae, Suessiales, Symbiodiniaceae.
AUGACGGUGACAAUGGCCGUUGCGUGUGGUGUAAGGCACCACAUGCUUAUGCCACUCUCCCGUGGUUUCGCGCUGCCACAAUUUCAGCCAUCGUUGAAGGUAUUGUCUUGGAACGUUGCGGGAUUGAGGUCGAUGCUGAAACAGGAUGAUGGCGCAGAGCUUUUUGCUGUCGUGAAAGAUGAACAACCGGACAUCACCAUCUUGCAGGAGCACAAGCUUCAAGACGUUCAUGUUCCGAAGCACGAGCCCAGCGUCCUGCGCAUUUUCGAUGAAGCCUGCCCUGGCAAGAGACCUUACCGUGCCACUUGGGCCGUUUCGUCACAGCGUAAAGGCUAUUCGGGCACCUGCGCAAUCUACCACAGCGAUGCGGGAGGAGGCGUCCUUGGUGUCGCCACUGGAGGAGUCGACAAGGUGGACCAAUCCGAAGGCAGAAGCGUUUGUCUGAAUCUGGGCUGUGGUCUCCGCGUGGUUGGCGUCUAUGUGCCAAACUCUGGGCAAAAUCUGUCACGUCUGGACUACCGGGUGAAGGAGUGGGACAGGAACCUGCAGAGCUACGUGGCCGAGGGGACGGGCUCUGGUGUCCUCCUGUGUGGAGACCUCAAUGUGGCACAUGAGGACAUCGAUAUCUGGAACGCAGCCACUCCUCGCAUCCGCAAGCAAGCUGGGACCACUCCACAGGAAAGAGAGAGCUUCUCUCGUUUCCUUUCAGAGCUGGACAUGGUGGAUGCAUUUCGCUGGCGUUAUCCAGAUGUGCCAGACGCAUACACCUUCUGGAGUCGUCGACUAAGACACCGGGAGGUGAACAAGGGCCUCCGCCUGGACUACUUCCUUGUCAGCCGUGCGCUUGCCAAGGGAACCUCCCAGGCCACUCUUGAUGACUGUCGCAUUUUGGAUGGCUAUGAUGGCAGUGCGGUGUAUGCCAAGUGGAACGCUGAGAAAUUCAGUGAUGUACCCAGGCUUAUGGACAAGUACAAGGAUCAAGAGGAUGAGAUCUACGAUCGGAUCGUGCGGAAAUAUGUGUUUUGCCGGUCACAGAAGGACUGGCAGCCGCUGAUCGAAGCCAUGUACAGACGCUUCAAUCCCAGUAAGCUCCAAGAGCUUGACAGCAUCUUCGCCAAGUACAAAGACAGCGAGGCUGCUUUGUAUAGAGCGCUUUGUGACAAGUACUUGCAGACAUUGUCCCCAGAUGGUGAGCCCCUGAAGUUCAACGUCUGGGAGUUGGGGACGGACCCGGUGGAGGUAGGUGAGGCCUCGGAGCUCGAGGUCUUGGACUCGCCGCAGGAGGAGGCUCCGCCGAUUCGAUUGGUUUCUCCGAGCCCAUCGCAGCCAGAGGAUAAUGACCGGGAGAACAACGGUGCAGAGGACCCCAAGAAGGAUCGCGAGCAGUCGGAGGCACGGACGUCGCCCCACGAGGAGCAGGAUGCCAGGGCCGAGCAGCCCGGCGCCGCCGAGGAGUUGCUCGCCGCAUCCUUGGCUGCCCUGGAUGCUGAAGGUAAAGAAGAGAAGAAGAAGAAAAAGAAGCGGCGGGAUGGCGAGGCUUUUCCUCCGCCGCUGCCGCGGCCUCCCAGGGAGAGCAUGGCAGGCGUCAGUGACUUCCCCGACGUGAUUCUCGGCCUCACCCAAGCGCCGGCUGAGAAGCUGCCGGACAAGUCAAGGCGAGCAAACAACUCGCUUCGGCCAAAGGCCGCACCGCGCCCUCCCUUGACACAGCCUCAAGAGGCAGGCUCGGGGCAGCCAGUGCCACCGUUGGACCCUGUCCUCGGCACCACGCGAAAGGUCAGGCGAAAGAGGGCCGAAAACGGUGAGAAUGUCGAGGCGUCGGCACCGGAGGGCCGGAGGAAAAAGCGGCGGAAGGUGGCCCCGAGCCGUCCCGGCAAUGCGACGGUCUCUCAGACGGCACCGGCUCUGCCGCCCCCGACCUUGGAGCAGCGGCGAUUGCAGCUGAAAGAGAAGCUGUUUGAGUUGAAGACGCAGAUCUCCACGCAGGCAGUUCCAAAGCAUGGUCCGCCAAUGCCAUUGCCACGCCCUGCUGAGGACUUCUGGGGCCAGCCGAUGAAGGCUUCUCAUGGAAGUGCGUUCGAGCCGGAUGCGGAUUCCUACUCCUACAGUGAGGACGAUGCGGACUGGUGUGCAGAGCGUCAGGCGGAAAGCAGGACAGUUGUUUUGAGGAACAAGUUGGAGGCGCAACUUCGUGCAAAACUGAUGCAUACCAUUCAUCCGAAGGUGCCGGAAGCCGCGUAA